GCCGACAAGCGGCCGGCCGCAAGAUGUCCGGCGUCGGCGCCCUCUUCCUGGCCGCCUUCCUGCUCUGCUCACCCGACGCCAACCGGGCCCGACCCGCCGACGCCCGAACGCGGCGCUCGGUGACGCACGCGCAGCUGAUGCACGACAAAGGCCGCACGCUGCAGGACUUCAAGCGCCGCAUGUGGCUGCAGGAGCUCCUGGACGAGGUGCACACGGCCGAGAUCCGCCAGCUGCCGCCUCCGCCGCCGCCGCCGCCGCUCUCCAAGGCCCCCCCGGCGCCGGGCAAGGGCCUGCCGUCGGACUGGUCGGCCGAGGAGCGCCAGACCACCAACCUGCCGCAGGAAACCCACGACAGCUCCAAGGAGGCCAAGCGGCGCAAGAAAGGACGCCCCGGCAAGAGGAAGGACGUCGACAAGAGGAAGAGGAGGGCUCGGUCCCCGCCGCCGCCGCCCGCUCCCGGCUGGCCUCCGGCGCGGAGGCGCGGGAAGCUCCUCUGAGCGCAGAAGCCCGCGUCGAGUGGAGUGGAGUGGAGUGGACGCCUAAACAGUCGUCUUGCUGUUUGGAAAGAGAAGAGAAAGACGAAUAUUUAUUGUGUACAUAGAAAGCAGUAGUCUAGGAAGUGACCCGAAUAU
This is a messenger RNA of Hippocampus comes (tiger tail seahorse), 632 nucleotides long. RefSeq names its product parathyroid hormone-like hormone a (gene pthlha). Gene Ontology annotation, cellular component: extracellular region. Gene Ontology annotation, molecular function: hormone activity. NCBI's taxonomy places the organism in Eukaryota, Metazoa, Chordata, Actinopteri, Syngnathiformes, Syngnathidae. Bases 24 to 497 code for a protein of 157 amino acids. Gene Ontology annotation, biological process: bone mineralization. The transcript has 4 exons. The record is from RefSeq and is a predicted model, not a curated record.